UAUAUAUAUUACUUAUGUCAUACUAUUUGUGCACUUCAAAACUCACAUUUCAAUACAAUUGAAGAUUUUGUAUUAUAAAGGUACAUAUUUCAAUUAAAAUGAGGUAUACGUACUUACAGACUUUUUUUAUUUUGGGUUGUAUAUACUAUGUAUCAACUUUUGUACCUGAUCCAGCAGAUGUUUUAAAAUUUAAGCAAACAGAAAAACUUAUACAUCGCUGUUUUGUAUUCAUAAACAUAGGGAAACAUAUUUUGUGUGCAGAUGAAUCGCUUAGAAAAGAUUAUGUAGCUACGUUAUUGUACUAUUUUGAAUCAUUCAUGGAGGAUGAAGAAAAUAAGACUGAAAAAUUACAACAUUAUUUUUCCGUUUUAGCUUGUGAUGGUUAUAUUGAUCGUAUUGAUUGUUUAUUUAGUGCAGGAAGGUGUUUUAAGGGUUUCUUAAUGCACAUAAAGGAGAAUCCGCAAAUCAUUCCCAACAAAGUUUUAAAACUUGCCACAGAGGAGAGCUUUGUUAAAUUUAGAAAUGAUCGUUGUUCUACUAGUUCUAUGGUAUCAUUUCGAGGAUUAAUGACUGAUUCAGAACUUAAUGAGGCUAAUGAAAUUACAAAUGAUUCUGAUGUUCAACCCACACAGGUUUCCCCACAUGAUGAUCCUUUGCCAGAAUAAGAAUUAUCUUUGUAUUGUUAUUUCAUAAAUUAAUUAAACAGCAAAAAUUUUACAAUUUGUCGAGUUAUUUGUAAAUGUUUUAAAAUAAAUAAUCUCUGUAGUAUACUGUUAUAAUUAAUUUAUGUAAUUUAAAGAGUCAUUACUGUAAUAUAUUGACUGUCAAUCGAUAGAUUAUCCAAUUAUUAA
Daktulosphaira vitifoliae (grape phylloxera) is the source of this 851-nucleotide messenger RNA. RefSeq lists its product as uncharacterized. NCBI's taxonomy places the organism in Eukaryota, Metazoa, Arthropoda, Insecta, Hemiptera, Phylloxeridae. The transcript is spliced from 6 exons. Bases 99 to 665 code for a protein of 188 amino acids. The record is from RefSeq and is a predicted model, not a curated record.